This is a messenger RNA of Frankliniella occidentalis (western flower thrips), 2197 nucleotides long. Its product is annotated as mucolipin-3. Gene Ontology annotation, cellular component: plasma membrane; lysosomal membrane. The coding region runs from base 125 to 2044 and encodes 639 amino acids. The record is from RefSeq and is a predicted model, not a curated record. Lineage: Eukaryota; Metazoa; Arthropoda; Insecta; Thysanoptera; Thripidae. The transcript has 3 exons. Gene Ontology annotation, molecular function: NAADP-sensitive calcium-release channel activity.
CAGUGUCGCCCCUACCUCACUUGGUCGGUCUCGGCAACAGCUGUAGUGCAUGACGUUUCUAGUUAUCUAGUUCACGCUCGAAUCCUGAAAAUGCCCUAGCUCUAACCUGGAUUCGAGGCCAAAAAUGUGCCAUCCUCUUGGUCCGCUCUUGCCAUUGUGUGUUCAUGGGUGCGGUAGAGGUGCAUUGGACAACGAAGAGGAAAUGGAGGCCUUGGUUAUGAAUCCUGAGGCUCAAGGGGCUAAGGCAUCUGAAAUGACUCCUCGAUAUGGCACAGCAAACUCUGAGGUUUCUGAUCCUGGCUAUGGUGAUGCUGGCUAUGGCACAAAUCAGGGGGCUUCACCAAGCUCAAGCAAUCCUCCUUGCCCAGAAAUCUGCACUGACCAAGAAGUUGAAAGGAUGCAGCGUCGACUUCGGUUUUUCUUCAUGAAUCCGAUUGAGAAGUGGCAUGCCAAGCAGAGAUUCCCCUACAAGUUCCUCAUCCAAGUCAUCAAAAUUGUUUUGGUGACCACCCAACUGUGCAUCUUCGCCCAUAGUAGAUACAAGCAUGUGAAUUAUGCUUGGGACAACAGAGUUACAUUCUCACAUCUCUUCUUAAGAGGGUGGGAUACUACAAGAGAAGUUAAUUCAUAUCCACCAGCUGUUGGCCCCUUAGCCCUGUAUGUAAAAGAAGACUUUUAUCAUACUUUGGACUACGCAGUAGCAGGGUACCGGAAGUUAUCUGAUGCAAUUGGUCCGUAUUCCUAUGACACGGAUGAUAACCACAUUGGUUCCCCUUUACUCUCUUUGUAUGAGUACAAAGAGGGUGUUAUUUAUGGCUUUAAUGAAAGCUACCAAUUCAAUAGUGAAAUUGAUAGGCAUGUUAUCAACCUUACAAUAUCUUCAAAUGCCUCUUUCUCUAGCAAGGAAUACUUAAUUUCCAAGAACAUGGUUGUGAACUUUUCUGCUUUAGUGAGAGCUUCACUUGAAUUUUCUGUCAAGACUGUAAAUUUCAAAGCUGCUGGUGCCAUAACUCCUCCUGAUUGUUAUCGUUUUGAUGUCAAGAUUGACAUGGACAAUGGAGAUCAGGAUGGUCAAAUGCUGUUAUCAUUAGAAGCUGAGCCAAUGAGACUUGUAUGUCAGGGUGAUGUAGAAUACAUCACUGACAAUCGUCUAGACUACAUUCUUGGCAGUAUUUUGAACUGUUGUGUCAUAAUAGUGUGUCUUCUUUCUCUCAUACUGUGUGGAAGAGCAAUUUACAGAGCCCAACAACUGAAAAAUGAGACAAUCAGAUUCUUCAAGAAUGUCUAUGGCACAGUGCUCAGCCGGGAGGGGAGAUUGGAAUUUUUGAAUCUGUGGUAUCUUAUGAUCAUUGCCAAUGAUAUAUUGAUCAUUUUUGGCUCAGCGAUCAAAGAGCAAAUUGACCGUAAGCAACUGGCAGGAGACCAGUGGAAUAUCUGCAGUGUUUUCCUGGGCACAGGGAAUCUACUUGUGUGGUUCGGUGUGCUGAGGUACUUGGGUUUCUUCAAAACAUACAAUGUGGUCAUUUUGACUUUAAGAAAUGCUGCACCAAAAGUUGCCCGAUUUUCUCUGUGUGCUCUAUUGAUAUAUGCUGGAUUCACAUUCUGUGGAUGGCUAGUUCUAGGGCCCUACCACAUCAAGUUUCGUUCCUUGGCUAGUACCUCUGAGUGUUUGUUUGCCCUCAUCAAUGGUGAUGAUAUGUUUGCUACUUUUUCCAUCAUGCCCCUCAAGUCUCCAAUGCUCUGGUGGUAUUGUCGCUUUUAUCUAUACUCAUUCAUUAGUUUGUACAUAUAUGUUGUCCUAUCUCUCUUUAUUUCCAUCAUUAUGGAUGCUUAUGAAACCAUCAAGCUGUACUACAAAGAGGGCUUUCCGAAGAGUGAUGUCCAAGCUUUCAUGGCCUCUUGCACAGAUGAAGCAUCAAGUGGAGUGUUCCGCAGUGGUUCCUUUUCGACCUCUGAGUCUGUCCGCUCCUGGUUUGACAAGUUAUUCUGUCGAAUACCUCUGAGGAAGCCUUUCAGUGGUACAACAGGGAGCCGUUUUAUGUAAAAAUGAUUUUUAUGGAGUUGCCAACAUUGUGAUAUUCCAUUUUGAAGUCAUGCAUCUCAUUUUGCUUUUAAAAGCUCUUGUGGCUUUCAGCUGUCCUAAUCAUUAAUUUCCCAAAUAUAGCCGCAACUAGCCAAUUUUAGUUACAAGUUUUAA